AUGGAAAAAACCAGCAAGGAGCUUCUCCACUUGGAGCACGAAAUACCCGUAGAGCCCGCUCUACUUAUUUGUAAAAAUGCCCCACUGACUUCUCAGUUAAAGAAAACCAAUCCUCGUGGGCAACCCAUUACUGCACCUCUUCCUCCGAGCCAAGUUGAAAUUCCACCUCGUGGUGAUCAAGGUUUUGGUGGUGUUCUAUACUCUACAAUCACCAGAUUGAUUGAACCACAAGUUCUGGGAAAGGUAAAAGACUUUCUGGGAGUGCUAUCAGAAGCUAAUAAAAGAUUGCAGGUUGAUGCAAAGGACAACAUUGAAAACUAUGAUAUUGAAGUGCUUAGUGGAAAUGAAUCUCAAAUCAUUGAAAUGGAUUUGAUGUUGGGCAUUGCCGAUCUUCAUACACCAGAGGCUGUUGCUGCUGCUGAAUCUGCAGUUGCUGCUGGUCAUCAGCCAAUAGAAUCAGAUGAUAGCAGCGAUGAGGAUGAUGGCGACAGUGACUAUAUUAGUAAUGACCAUGACGAGGAAACGUCUGCCAAAGAUAAUUCUUCCAAUGAAAUUGGAAGGAAUAAAUCAAAAAGACAGUCAAAGAUUAUUGAUAUGGAUAUCUGCAAACAAGUAAUUGCAGAAUAUUAUGGAGCAUUGGAUUGCCAUUGCAGUUUCAAGUAGUCAUAAAAAAAUUAGAAGGGAUUUGAAAUGCAAUCUUGUAGAAAUUUGUGCUUGAAAUAUAUUACCAGUUCCUAUUCUGUAUUAGUAUCAUUAUUAUUUUGGCAAGACAUUUAGUACAAUAAUUCAACAAGUAUACCUACCUCUUGCAUGUUAACUUUUUGUCUCAUCCAUCAUCUUUUUUGAACUUGUAUAUGUAA
Humulus lupulus (European hop) is the source of this 860-nucleotide messenger RNA. RefSeq lists its product as uncharacterized. Bases 1 to 663 code for a protein of 220 amino acids. Gene Ontology annotation, biological process: box C/D snoRNP assembly. Gene Ontology annotation, molecular function: box C/D methylation guide snoRNP complex binding. The record is from RefSeq and is a predicted model, not a curated record. Lineage: Eukaryota; Viridiplantae; Streptophyta; Magnoliopsida; Rosales; Cannabaceae. The transcript has 6 exons.